Exaiptasia diaphana is the source of this 1453-nucleotide messenger RNA. Its product is annotated as fibrillin-1. NCBI's taxonomy places the organism in Eukaryota, Metazoa, Cnidaria, Anthozoa, Actiniaria, Aiptasiidae. The transcript has 6 exons. The record is from RefSeq and is a predicted model, not a curated record. The coding region runs from base 11 to 1120 and encodes 369 amino acids. Gene Ontology annotation, molecular function: calcium ion binding.
UGGCGCCUUUAUGUCAAAAGGGACAGAUGGCCAAAUUUGCAGAGCACUAUCCUUCAAUUCGGAGGUCAAGAAUAAAGUUUUAGCCAAUCACACACUUCGUACUAUUAAACCAAUAUUUGGUGCCGAUAUGUGCACGCAUCAGUGCUUCAUGGAGCCUUUGUGUUCMUCRGUCAAUUACUGCCACAAAACGGGACAAACACKAGAUUAUUGUGAGCUGAUCGACACCGACCAMUCACGACAUGGUGCAGAUAUGAUUGACAUGGAUGGAUGCUCAUUCUACGACACUAAGACUGACUGUGCAAGUAAUCCAUGUCCUGCCAACGCUUCAUGCUCAGCUGACUACGAAAUGGAACCCUCAAAGUUUAAAUGCAUUUGCCCCAAAGGUUACGAAGGAACAUUUUGCGAAAAAGAUAUCGAUGAGUGCAGUACAAACAGACACAAUUGUCCUUCGGAUAGCAAUUGCAUCAAUACAAUUGGGGGAUUCAACUGUACUUGUGGGUGUGGAUUUCAAUAUGAUGGCGAACAUUGUGUCGAUAUAAACGAGUGCUCGUCGGACAAGUACAAUGUAACCUACUGUGAUACAUGCACAAAUCGACCUGGAARCUUCGAAUGCACAUGUCAACCAGCUUGGSUUGUGUUAUUCGACUUUGAGACAGGCAUGCAGGGAUGGAGUACGACUGGAACAGCAUUUGAUACUCAACCAACGUAUAAGGACAAUACAUUGAAAAGAGGAAAAGGACCUGCAAAAUUGAAGGGAAAUUGGUGGAUAGGUGGAUAUGAAAAUCGUCCAAGUCCUGAUGAUGAGUAUGGGAGGACAUACGGCGAUAGCCAUAAGGGUACGAUGACGUCACCCCCCUUUAUAAUAAGGGGACCUGAAUUACGAUUUCUGAUUGGCGGUGGGUGUACUUAUAACCAUUGUAGGGCCGAGCUAUUAAUUGGCGAAAAAGUAGUUCGCAAGGAAAAGGGGGAUUGCUCCGAAACUAUGUCUACAAAGUACUGGAAAAUCCCGCGGUGUUACCAUGGCCUAAAAGCCCGAGUUCGAUUGGUCGAUGAUUACAGUCGGGGCUGGGGGCAUAUCAAUUUUGAUCACCUCGAAGGGAAUUUUUGCUCAAAUGCUUAGUAACAUUAGCAAUAUAUCAGGGUAGAUCGAACCACCAGGGAGGCGACGUUUUUUAAYAGGGAGUUAUAAAUGAAAUUUUACAGAAUAUAAAUUGUCCAAUGAUUGGUCUUGACUACAAUAUUAGAGAUUGUACGCUUUGAUUGGCUGAUGCCGAGUGGUUGUAGCUCGCAUCACCAGUUAUUCAAACCAAUUCAGUCGUUAUGUUCAAUKCGCAGUAUUUUAUAAAUAUCACAAAUAAGAACAAUUAAUGCAUGCUUAUAUGUCGCCGUUUUAUUAAGCGUGGAUUUCACUAGCGCAUAAGCAUAGGCAUAAGCACGAAGCACGAGAGUCAUA